Talaromyces proteolyticus is the source of this 1881-nucleotide messenger RNA. RefSeq lists its product as uncharacterized. Gene Ontology annotation, biological process: regulation of telomere maintenance via telomerase; telomere capping. The record is from RefSeq and is a predicted model, not a curated record. Gene Ontology annotation, molecular function: telomerase inhibitor activity; G-rich strand telomeric DNA binding. The transcript is spliced from 4 exons. NCBI's taxonomy places the organism in Eukaryota, Fungi, Ascomycota, Eurotiomycetes, Eurotiales, Trichocomaceae. Bases 1 to 1881 code for a protein of 626 amino acids. Gene Ontology annotation, cellular component: nuclear telomere cap complex; chromosome, telomeric region.
AUGCCCCCAGUAAUUCCGCCAAAAUUCUCCAGGGUUGACACAGCACGAAACUCGCAAGGCUAUCACAGUGUAAUUGGCGUUGUGGUUGAUUGUCUGCCCAAGCGCCAGUCGAAUGGGACCUCGUUUACUGUGACAUUCACCCUCAAGGAUUCGGACUACGAAUCCGGAAACAAGCAUUGGGAAGGUCUCAAAGUAAAGUAUUUUAAAAAUGACGAGCAUCUACUUCCAGACGUGAAAGUAAAUGACGUGAUUCUUCUGCGCCAGCUACGAGUGCGACUUUAUCAAGGGACAUUACUUGGUGUUGUUGCGAACACCGAUCAUGUCGCGUGGGCUAUCUUCCGUCAACCUGAGGGCUCAGGGUCCUUGGUCAUGCCAGAAUGUAGCGCUGGGUCUCAGGACCUCUCGCGCGAGGAGACGGCUUACGCGAAUUCCCUACUAAAUAGCGCGACGCACGCUCAAACCGGCGCUACAUCGAGUCAAACGCGAAAAGCAGAAAGAAGGGCGGCCGCCAUUGAAGUGGUUGAGAAAGCCCCCUCUAUCGCUACCAAUAAAAGAGACAAAUUCUGUCUGAUAAAGGGUUUGACCCCAGGUGAUUUCGCCGAUCUCAUCGUUCAUGUAGUUAAGACUUGGUACGAGGAUGACAAAGUCAACCUAUAUGUCACCGAUUACACCGUGAAUAAGUCUCUUUUCAAUUACGAGGACAAGUCUGACGACGAGGACGAAGGUCGCACUGGCGAUAAAUUCGGCUAUCUACCAAACAAUAUACGCCCCAGUCAAGUGUGGCGUGGACCAACAGGAAGGAUGACCUUGCAGAUAACGCUGUGGUAUCCGCAUUCUACAUUUGCUAGAGAAAAUGUCAAAGAGGAUUCUUAUGUAUCGUUGAAUAAUGUCCACGUCAAAUCAGAGAAACAGUAUGGGAGGACGGAGGGCAUCAUACACACUGACCGCAUAUAUCCGGAAAAAUUAAAUAUCCACAUCUUGGAUAACGAAGACGACGAUCCGCGUUUUACAGAACUCAAGAAAAGAAAACGCGAUUAUUGGAGGCAGAAUAAACUCAAGAGAGGGCAAAUUGCCGAGGACCUGGGAAAAGACGGCUGUUCAAAAAAGAGCACAAAAAAGAAGAAGAAGGAACAGAAGAAGGAGCAACCUAUCCGGAAAGAAGAGGGACAGACCGAACUUGAUAUAAUUCGCCAGGGAAAUAAACCCAACCCUUACAUACAAGCAAAAGAUCCUGCCAAAAAAUCUCGGACUGUUUUGGACAUUCUGACCAAUAGCUCUCAUAAAAUCUCUCUCCCUGGCGGCAUCGAAUAUCGGCUUCCCUUCCAAAAUGUCAAAUACCGCACAACUAUUCGAGUUGUCGAUUUCUUUCCCCCUAACAUUAUCGAUUUUGCCGCUCCGUACAAUCCAGACUCCGGUAUGCUAUCUGAUGGUGACAUGGAUGGGGACGAACUUUCAUCGAGCGCGAGCCAAGUCAGAUGGGAAUGGCGUUUCUGUCUUCUUGUCGAAGACGCAACGAUCACACCUGGCCAACCUCGAGAUCAGAUUAAAUUGUAUGUCAGUGGAGCUGAAGCCGAAUUCUUGCUCAAGCUUGAUGCUGUAGACCUACGAAAAAAUAAGAACACACUCCUUAGACUCAGAGAAAAGCUGUGCAUACUAUGGGGUGAUUUGGAGGAGCGAAAAAACAUAUCAACUAAUGAUUCAUUUCAUUUACAGCAGAAGAGUGCUUCUCGGUUACCCUUUACCUGCUGCGUUAAGGAAUACGGAGUUCGGUGUCCAUGUCAAACGGGUGAUCAUCAUCUGACGGAUUCUGAGCACCGAGGUCAAUGUCUCGGCUGGGAAAGAAGAUUUGCUUUAUUUGGCACUACGAUUCAUGAAGAUUAA